GCAGAGCAGAUAUGCAUCCAACAUCAUGCGGGAUAUAAAAGCCCGACAUAUCCCUUGCCUUUGUUGAAUAGCCUUGUGAAUGUCGACACAAUUUCUGCUCAUCCCUGCAGCAAAAUUCGCAAUAUGACGCUCUUAUUUAAUCAGAUCCAGCCUCACCCUCGCCGGCGUAUUCGUCAACUUAUACCUCAGCUACGGCUUGGGAAAUGGCCUACGGGCUCCCUCAAUUCCAUUACCGACGUUCCAGGCGUCUUGGCCCAUACCGAGUCUAUCCAUAGCUCCCCUCAUAGCAAAGAGAUAUCCACCGAUAUUAACACCGGAGUCACUGUUAUCUUACCCAGGCCAGACUGGUACAAGUAUGCAAGUUUUGCCGGCGUCUUUAGUUUCAAUGGCUGUGGAGAAAUGACAUCCGCUCACUGGCUUGAUGAAACGGGGCUGCUCUAUUCGCCAAUUGUUCUGACCACUACUUCCGCCGUUGGUGAUGCGUUUCGCGGAGUCUGGGAAUAUACUAUUGAACAUCACUCAAAUGAAGAUAAAGAGCUUAACAUCUUCCUCAUACCCACUAUUGCUGAAACGUUCGACGGCUAUCUCAACGAUCAAAGUAAAUUCGCCGUCACGCCCCAGCACAUUGUCAAUGGUAUUCGAAGUGCCAAUGCAGACGCUGUGCAAGAAGGCAACACGGGAGGCGGAACAGGCAUGAUGUGCCAUCACUUCAAAGGGGGUACAGGAUCUAGCAGCCGCGUAGUCAAAGGGUAUGACAUUGACGGAAAUGAAAAGUCUUAUACAGUUGGAGUGCUUGUCCAGGCCAACUAUGGAUUGAUGGACAAUCUUCAUAUUGGAGGUGUCCCUGUGGGUCAAAUCCUUAAAGAACAAGGACAGCAGGUACCAGAAAAGCUUAGGCCUGGAGAAAAAGAGCCCCGUAAAGACGGUAGUAUUAUCAUCGUCGUUGCAACAGACGCUCCUCUCGUGCCCAUCCAGCUCCAGCGAUUGGCUAAGCGCGCCACUGUUGGGUUGGCCAAGGUCGGCGGCUAUGGCAACAAUACCUCAGGAGAUAUAUUUCUUGCCUUUUCCAACGCCAACAGUGUCCCCUUCCUAGAGUUAUCUGGGACUAACAAGGCCUACACGCCGCAGCCGUAUGACGUGCAGAUGUCGGAUAACAAUACUAUUGAUGGGCUAUUUGAGGCUGCAGCUGAUGCGACUGACGAAGCAAUUUACAACGCCCUAUGCAUGGCUGAGACAACAGUAGGAUUUAAGAGGAGAAAAGUCGAGGCUCUCGAUUUGGUUAAAGUAAAGGAGAUUGUCGAGAAGAGAUUGUGAUAUAAAUUUGGAGACGGAAUAUGGCAUACCUCGGCAUUGCAGGUGUGAAUAAAAUAAGCUUCCUGCUAAACCUGCAGUAGUGAAACAGUUUAAUUACUUUUCCGAUAGCCCAUAUCUUGCUAGCCCGUGUAAACAAACCAUCCUGUAGAAUCUCUU
Molecule: messenger RNA, 1470 nt
Organism: Trichoderma asperellum CBS 433.97
Lineage: Eukaryota; Fungi; Ascomycota; Sordariomycetes; Hypocreales; Hypocreaceae
Molecular function (GO): aminopeptidase activity
Source: RefSeq, a predicted model, not a curated record